This is a messenger RNA of Ipomoea nil (Japanese morning glory), 1126 nucleotides long. Its product is annotated as RING-H2 finger protein ATL74. The record is from RefSeq and is a predicted model, not a curated record. NCBI's taxonomy places the organism in Eukaryota, Viridiplantae, Streptophyta, Magnoliopsida, Solanales, Convolvulaceae. Gene Ontology annotation, molecular function: transferase activity. The transcript has a single exon. Gene Ontology annotation, biological process: protein ubiquitination. Bases 306 to 821 code for a protein of 171 amino acids.
UCUCCUAUUAUCCCCUACUUGUUAUAAAAGGUCCAUGCAUGUCAAUUGUCAAAUCCUCAAUAGUAUAAUUACACUAACUUAAAGCUCACUCUCCAUUUGAAUUCUCUUUCAAGAUAAAAUAUUUCCUAAUUGAAUCUCAGUAUGAUUGAAGAUUAGCUGAAUGGAAGCGUCAUUAAUCGGCAACAUCUUGUAGCCCAUGAUGAGGAUAAGGGCCAAGAAUUCUUCUUCUUCUUCUUCCAGUCUCCGUUGUUUCAAGAAUUCCGGCACCUCUCCGAUCUGCAGUUUCAGGAACUGAAUCAAGAAGAAUGGAUUUUUAUCACCGCCCCAACAGGUUAUUUCUGGAGACGCGCGGAGAUUCGCGGCCCGGAAAUGGAAGCAGCAGAACGCCGCACCGGAAUGGCUAUCCCAACGAAGCGAGCUUCGACACUAACAUGGUGAUCAUAUUGGCGGCGCUGCUCUGUGCUCUGCUAUGCGCGCUUGGGCUCAACUCGAUUGUGAGGUGCGCUUUGCGGUUUAGCAGCCGGUUUAGUUCGGACUCGGACGGCGGCGGCGGCGGCGGGCUGAAGAAGAGCAGUUUGAAGCAGAUUCCGGUGGCGGUUUACGGGUCGGGAGUGAAUAUUCCGGCCACGGAUUGCCCGAUUUGUCUCGGGGAGUUUUUGGAUGGGGAGAAGGUUAGGGUGCUUCCUAAAUGUCACCAUGGGUUUCACGUGCGGUGUAUAGAUGUGUGGCUGGCGGCGCACCCGUCGUGCCCGACGUGCCGGCAGUCGUUGAUUGAACUGCCUCCGCCGUCUGAUGCGGCGGCGGAUGUUGAGGCUGGGUAAGAUUCUUAAACCGGAGCGUGUCAUCUCCGAUGGGAGCUUAAGGAGUUCGGCGAUUCAUUCUGUUUAAUUUUCGAUCUGCCGGUUCCGCCGGCGGCCAAUCAAAGCGCUGCUGAUUUUGUUUAUUGGUUCUUGUUGAAAAGACUAGAGAUAGAAAGGUAGGAAUGCGUACUGAAUUUGGCUUUUGUUUUGUUUUUUUUUUUUCCUCUCUUUUUUUGGUCAUGUACUGAUUGUGGUGUGUGUUUGUUGCAUUAAUUCUACAAAUUAUUCAACAAACAAGUUAAGAAACGAAACCGUAUUGUGACCCU